AUGUCUCUCACAGCUACUGCCACCGAAGUCGAGAUGUGCUCUGUCCGCACUCGCUCGCCCCACCCACCAGACGAGCCCAUCACGCCCGGCGGGGUGUUCAACGGCGACACCAGGAGCAUUCGCAAGAGCCUCGAGAUCCUCGAGUCGAGUCCUCCUCCAGCUUCGCCGACGCCUGAGGAUCUUGCGACUGCCGUACCAGCCCUCACUCCGUCGAUGCGCCGCAAGGCUAAGAUCCAGUUCGCGGUCCUCUGCGGCACACUCUUCCUCGCGGGCUGGAACGACGGUACCACGGGGCCUCUGCUCCCUCGCAUCCAGAGCGUGUACCAUGUCAACUAUGCUGUCGUCUCACUCAUCUUCGUAUUCAAUUGCAUUGGCUUCGUUUCAGCCGCCGCUGCGAAUGUGUGGCUCACUGACCGUCUCGGGUUCGGCAAAGUCAUGGCCAUCGGAGGUCUCGCCCAGGUCAUCGGGUACUGCCUCGAUGCCCCGGCACCGCCGUUUCCCGUCCUCGUCCUUGGAUACCUUGUGAACGGCUUCGGCCUGUCGCUCCAGGAUGCGGGCGCGAACGGCUUCGUGGCAUCACUCAAAGACAACGCGGCCACGAAGAUGGGCGUCCUUCACGCGGUCUACGGUCUGGGCGCGCUCUCUGCUCCCCUCGUCGCCACCCAGUUUGCGCAGCUCGAGCGGUGGUCGUUCCACUUUCUGUGCUCCCUCGGUCUUGCGCUUUUCAACUUGAUUUCGAUCGUCGUCACCUUCCGUUUCAAGGAUCAAGACGCUUGUCUCGCUGAGAUCGGCCAAACGCCCACACAUGAAUCGCAUGAGGGUGGCGGCAACAAGUACAAGCAGAUGUUCAAGCUGCGUUCCCUGCACUUGUUGGCAUUCUUCAUCUUCAUCUACGUCGGCGUGGAGGUCACGCUUGGAGGAUGGAUUGUCACGUACGUGAUCAACCUUCGUGGUGGGGGGCCUUCGUCCGGAUACAUCUCCUCCGGAUUCUUCGGCGGACUUACUCUUGGCCGAGUCGUUCUCCUCCCGGUGAACAAAUUCCUCGGCGACCGCCGCGCCAUCGUCGUCUACGGCCUCAUCGCCAUAGGCCUCGAGCUCGUCGUCUGGCUCGUCCCCUCGCUCAUCGGCGGCGCCGUCGCCGUCUCCCUCGUCGGCUUCCUCCUCGGGCCCUUCUACCCGAUCGUCAUGAACCAGUCCGCGCGCGUCCUCCCGCCGCGGCUGCUCACCGGCGCGAUCGGCUGGAUCGCCGGCUUCGGCCAGGCCGGCUCAGCCUUCCUCCCCUUCCUCACCGGCGUGCUCGCGUCCCGCGUCGGCAUCCAGGCCCUCCAGCCGUUACUCGUCUCGAUGAUGGUGUUCAUGCUCUUCCUCUGGCUGCUGGUCCCGCGGGACGCGAGGCGCGCGGACUGA
This is a messenger RNA of Epithele typhae, 1407 nucleotides long. RefSeq names its product MFS general substrate transporter. The record is from RefSeq and is a predicted model, not a curated record. Gene Ontology annotation, cellular component: membrane. The transcript is spliced from 14 exons. Gene Ontology annotation, biological process: transmembrane transport. The coding region runs from base 1 to 1407 and encodes 468 amino acids. Gene Ontology annotation, molecular function: transmembrane transporter activity. Lineage: Eukaryota; Fungi; Basidiomycota; Agaricomycetes; Polyporales; Epitheliaceae.